Molecule: messenger RNA, 11168 nt
Organism: Chilo suppressalis (striped riceborer)
Lineage: Eukaryota; Metazoa; Arthropoda; Insecta; Lepidoptera; Crambidae
Source: the annotation of a GenBank genome assembly
AUUUUGUUUGAACGGGAAGGACGUCGUCUUGACAACAACGAAUUUUGUGGUUUUGUAAAUGAAUUGUUGGAAUAAUUUUACUAUGAAUUUCAUAAAUUAUGGAUGAUCCUCAAAACGAUUUAUCUCAAACGAACGAAGUUAAGAAUGUUCUUCCGGAUGUCGUACAUUCUCAACAGAUACCCACAGUGGCAGUUGUAAAUACGGAAACAGAAUUGGCGGAACACGACGCCGGUGCUGGUGCAGAGAGCAGUUCCAUUUACAAUGCUGAAACCACUAGUGAAACUGAGUCUAUAUCGGAGCACUUGCCAUUCAAGGUGGAAGAAUCUCUCUCGGAGACGGACAAUAUUGACGAUCCGAACAAAUCAGAACCUUUGCUCAAAGCUGAAACAGAACAAGAAAAAGUGACAGUACAAAACUCUUCAAACAUUCCAGUGAUCCAGACACCAAACAGUGACAGUCCUAGCCUACAAGACCCAAACAAACAGAGCACAUCAUGGCCAUUGGAUGGGAAUGCUGUCUCUGACAUUCAUCAUCUCAGUGAAGAAAGCCCAGUAAACUUAGCUAUAUCUUCAGAUUACUCUCGAGAAGUAUGCUCUAAUGAAAAUGUGUCUCUUCCCUUACCCGACACUCCUAAAUCAGAAGGUAGAGGUUCUUGUGCCUCACCUUUGAGUGAUAAAUAUGUUGACUCUUUAAAUGAUUCUAUACAUAAAUCAUUGGAAUCCGACUAUGAUAAGUCACUGGGGCAGGUGAGUGAUUCUAACAAAGAAGAUUUUCCUGACGGUGGUAGUUCAGGUUCUGAAGAAAUAAUUAAGCUCGAUAUAAGAGGACAAGGUGCUCCUAAGUUUUCACUUCCUACUGCUAAAAUAAUUUUUGGGCCUCCUCCACAAGGAAGUACCAUUUUGGAUCCCAAUAUUGAUCCUAUUCCAGUGUUCCCUAACUUACUUUCACCCUUCCUUGUUGGUGCUGGUGACACUGUUAAAGUUGAGGAAAUAUUUGACUUCACCAAAGAACAGUUCAAAGAGCCAUCAUCUGAAAAAUCUCUUGAACUAUCUUUGGAUAAGUCAAUUGAGAUUUCAUUAGAAAAGAAUUUGUCCACUGACAAGACUGAGCAGCAAGAUUUGCUGGUGGAAGAAAUGAUUGUUGAGGAGAUCAUAGAAAGAGGUGAUGAAAAGCAUGAUGAACCAUCUCUGACUAAUCAGCCGAAAUCAUUUGCCCCAGAGGAAACAAUGUCUCUUAGUACAAUGACUACUGAUUAUAAGACAAUAUGUGAAGAGUUUCACGCUAAGCUUGUGCACUUCGAAGAUGCUAUUAUGCAACGUAAUGAACAAAUUCAAGAACUGACACUCUCAUUGCAGCGAACAGCUCGUGAACGUGACAACCUUAAAGCUGAAAAUGAACACCUCUCCAGUGAGGUCCUUCAGUUACAACAUACGGUUGGUGAAAGAUCAUCUUCUGAACAUGACACUGUCAAAGCUCAAUUAUCUGACUUCGUAAAGUACCAAAGCAUGGUCAAAGAUGACAGUACAAAGUUCUACUCAGCUUUAAUGAGUGGAGGAUCGUCUUUACAAAGUUCGAAUGGUGAAAAAGAUAUGGACCAUGAAGAAAUAACUGUCAACUAUUCAAAGUCUGACUUAAAGUCUUCCAGUUCUUCUGAUGAAUUUCAGACAGGCUUUGAAAAUAAAUUGUCAAUAAUUAUCAGUAAAUUUGAAGAUUGUAUAGAAGAAAACUUGAGAAAUAAAUUGCGUGAGAGCAUAAUUCAAGUGCUAUGUGAUGAAAUAAGCAAAAUGCGGAUAGAUUCGGACACAGAAAUCAAAGAUUUGGAGACACAAAUGCGGCAAGAAAAACAAACAUAUACUAUGGAGACCAGAAAACUAAGGGAGCUCUUGGCGUCUGUGAAAGCUGGCACUGCAGACAUAGAUGCACUUCGGGAAGAAUUAUGUAUCAAACAUGAGAAGGAAAUGGAAAAUUUAAGGACUUACUUUGAGAAAAAAUGUACUGAUAUGGAGAGGAGUUACUCUGAAGAAGUAUGGCGCGGUCGCUGCCGCUCGUCGUACGGCUCGGAAUGGUCGCUGGAGGACGGCGCCGGCGACCACGCCUCGAGGCACACUCGCCGCGCGCGCAGCGCUGAACUACCCUCCCUCACUGCUGCGCUGGACGUGGGCGGGUCGGAUCAGGGUGGCAAGGCUUCGUGUCGCAAGCACGAGCUGAUGCUGGACGAGCUUCGUGCCGAACAUGCCGCCACUCUGGCCACGCUGCAAGACCAGAUCACUCAACUGAAAGCUCACAUCCAGACUUCAGAGAAUACAGAGGCCAACGUGUCCCUCUACCAGCAAGACAUCGAUUUGGAGUUAGAGAAGGACGCGCGCCAUCAGAACAAACUGGACCAGGUGCGACAGGAGGUGAUCCAGCAACUGCAAGAACAAAUACAGGUGUUGCUGUCGGACCCCGACGCGGAGGUGUCGAGCUGGCCGGUGGAGCUGGUCGCGCUGCGGGACAAGAUACACGGCGACGCGCGCCUGCAGCAGGAGAAGGAGUUAUCGAGCUUACGGGACGAGCUGUCCGAGGAUAAAUGGAGGCAGCGGCGGAACCUCAGCUUCGACCAGAACAGGCACUUGGAGGAGGUCACUAAAGAGAGGGACGAUUUGAAACGCGUUGCGGUUGGUUUGCACCGCGUGGUGGGCCAAUUGGUGGCGUACUGCGCGCGCGCAGAGGACGAACUCAACCGAACUGUGCUCGCCAACCUGCUCGCCAGGCUGCUGCCCGAACACGAACAAUCGUUCGUUCUGGACGUGUCCCGUGCGAGCAGUCCCGAUGCGUCUCAAGAGUUAAACACCAGCGCCGUAUCGCGCCGCGUACAUUUCGCGCCCGAACUGGAGUUUCUAGGCGUAGAAUCUGGAGCGGAAGCGGACGCAUACGCGGAGGCGGAUGAAGCCAGCGUGUUACUGUUCCUGCAGCAGCAGCGGGACUUGAGCGCCGAUAUAAAGCUGCAGCUGGAACGAUCCUUGAGGAGACUGCGCCACGAGGCUACCUCGCUUCUGGACUUGUCGGCGAAACUAGCAACAAAGCGCCAUGACGCCAACAUGCUGGAGUCGAGUCAGGUGCAGAUAACGGACCUGGUGGAAGACCUGGACUCCAAGCACAGGUCGUGCGAUAACUGCGAAUUGCACAGAAAGAACAUGGAGGAAGCCAUGGCGGAAUGCUUGCAGCGCGAGAAUCUUCUGCGUUCGGAACUGGAGACUGCCAUGAUCAGGAUAGCUCAUCUCAUGACGACGGACAGAAUGAAUUCCGGUGACGUCAUCGCUGAGGGGUAUGGCACGGGAUGCACGCCGAGUGUGGGCAGAACUGUGACGCGGGGAACUAUGUCCCUGGAGGGAACUGUGUCCCCGCGGGAUCAAGUGGCCGCUUUGACUGCAGACCUGGAUGCUUUGCAACGAGACAGGGACGAUUUGUGUCAACAGCUAGAAGCGGCUAACCGUCAGCUCCGAUCGACGCGCCAGUUCGUCGAAGAGCAGGCGAACGAGCGCGAGCACGAACGCGACGAAUUCGCGCGCGCGCUCGCCGACCUGCGCGACGAUAACGCCAGGCUUACUGCCCGUCUGCAUAACAACGCGCGGAUACUCAACGAGAUGCACCGCCUGCACCUCUCGCAAUGCAACUGUCGCGACUACGAGCUUACAGUCGAACAGCUGGAAACUCAAACACGCGAAAUGAAUCAGAUAAUAGCCGAUUUGGAAUCGCGAAGGGCGUCUUCCGACGAAGAGUUGAAAGCGCGAGAUGAAAAGAUAACCAUACUGAGAGACGUAAUAGCCAAUUUGGAGAGUCAGCUUGAACAGAAGGCGACACAUGAGAAGGAGAUAGUGCAACAGCUGGAACUGAUGAGACAGACGAUAGAUGAGAGAGACGGCAAGAUGCGCUCGUUGCUGGGGGAACUGGAGGCGCUGAGGAGUGAGAAGGCGGAACUGACGCAGGUGUCCUGCGUUAAUUGUACGCAGGAGGAGGAGAAGCAUAAUGAUCUCCUGGAUCAAGUGAAAGAGCAGUGCCAAUGGUUGGAGCAACACAUCCACUGUCGCACGCAGCGCCUGGAGCGACUGCACGACGAAUGCGAAGCGGCCACCAGCGAGCCCAGCGAGGACGUGUCGUUACGGGACCAGAAGGGACCGGGGCAGACGCAGUCCCCCGGCAGUACGGAAAGCCCUCGCCCCCCACGCUUGGUGGAACUGCUGGGUAUAUGGGAGUGCCUGCAGACACAUUACAGGGCCGAAGAAGCGGCGCUCAAACGGAUACAUGACUUGGAGAUGCAGAGAGCUCACCUUAAGGACGUAGCCCAGGAGGUGCGCGCGGAACGCGACGUCCUGCAGGCGCGCAUGUCUGAGCAGGCGCUGAAGAUCUCUUCGUUGUCGGCGCGCCUGCAGCAGCACCGCAACGAUGCCGACGCGCGCGCGCACCACGCCGCCAGCCAGCUCAGCGUGCGCCUGCACGACGCCUGCGCCGAGGUUGAAAAAUUAAAAGAGGACCUCGAAUCGAAAGACAAACAGCUGUUACGAUUAAAACAGAGUUUGGAGGAAAAGGACAAAUUGAAUGAGCAACACCAAUCUCUAUAUGGGAAUUCAUGUAAUCCCAAAGACAAGGUAGUUAUACUUGAACGCGAGCUGUCAGCUGCUCAGAGCAGGAUAGCUCAACUGGAGUCGUUGGCCAAAGGCUUGGAAGCGGAUAAAGACGCGCUUAAUGCCACGCUUCGGGACUUGCAGCGGGCAUUGGCCGAAAAGGAGGAACAAUUGCAGGAGCUACUGGCGCUCAAACUUGAUGACGACAACCAAAGGGAGGAUAGAAGCGAGAACGCAGAAGGGAAAGUGUCCGCUCGAACGCUCAGCGAUAUCGUUUCCAUAUCGGAGUUCGAUGAACAAGACUUGCAGAUGCGUCGCGCCGAACUACGAACCCACAACCUCAGUCUAACCGGGGUUCCUCACCCCCACACGAGAGAAAAGUUGCAAAGAACUUUACCCCCCGAUAUGAGCUCCCUACACAUAGAAUACAUCGACCAUUCUGAUUUACUUCCCUCUUGCACUCCCCGAGCGGAUUCCUUACCCGCCCAUCUCACCUCUACACAGAACAAAGACGCCCUCAAACAAUACAAACGAAACGUCAAUGAAACAACACUCUUCAGUGUCGACAAAAUGGAUGCCACGAAACACAACAUACCGGACAAUUGCUCCAUGUAUCCCAACCGCGAUGUGAGCGACAGCAAAAAUGUCAGCGUCGAACCAAAAGUCAUCGACUUCUCGGUCGAACCGUCCCAAGAUAACAGGACGCGAGACGAAGAGUUCACGUCCUUACGAGAAUUAGGAAUCACUUUAGACAUCAAGCAGGAAAACUUCCCCGAUAUACUGACGCAGUUGAAACACGAAAUAAAGAAAUCCAGAUCCGAAUUGGAAAACUGCAAAUCGGAACUGAAAAAUGCCGAAGAACAGCUGUGCGAGUUCCCAGCUUUAAAAGAGGAGGUCGAGGAACUGAAAAAUCUCCUCGAAAACACUAUGGCGACCAUGGAAACCGAUAAGAAGUUCUACGAAAACCAACUGGAAAAUUUCACAUCGAACAAAAAGCUGCUCGAGCAACGAACUUCGGAGUUGACGCAGGAAGUCAACGACAAAUCCAAAGACUUACAUUUGCUCAAAGAAGAUAUUUUAAGAAGAGAAAACAUGAUAUUAGAAUUAGCUAAAGAGAAGCGUAAUUUGACUAAUAAACUGGCUGAACUCGAAGUUAAAAUCGACGAGUUGCAGAGCAGAAAUAAAACGUUAGAAAACAGCGAGAGCGAGAAACGGCAAAUGAGGGAGAAGUUACAAGAACUGGGGAGAUUGGAACAACUCGUGUCUGAGAAGAAUCAUCAGAUCGACAGCUUGAAUCAGCACUUGGACAGAUUGGACGAUCUCCAAAGACGCUUGGACGACAAAACCGAAGAGUUGGACAACCUAAAAGAGUCGUUUGAGGAGAAAUCUAAUGAGCUAUUCCAACUGCAGGAUACUGUGGAAGCUCUAAACAGAGACGUGGCGCGACUGAAUGAAGCUAACAAAGAACUCAACACAAACAACAAAGAGUUGAAAUUAAAGCUGUCAAAACUGGAGAAGGAGCAAGAGAACGCGUCCUUGAAACUGCAGAGCAGCGAGAGCGAAGUGGAGAGAUUAAACUCUUUGAACGGGGAGUUGACGUCCAAAAUUGACGAGCUGAAACUGCUGAAUGACAAGUUGAAAGAUAAGGAGACAGAGAUAGAGAUUCUGAAUGAGGACAUUAAAGCUUUCCAUGAAGAGAUUGCGUCGUUGAAGGAGCAGUUAAAGAUGGUGUCGCGUAGUCCAUCGCCUAGAAGUAAAGGCGGUGAAGAUAAGAGAUCGACGGAAACUCGCGCGGGGGCUGAUAUGAAGCAGUUGAUGAAGAUACGCAAGCAGAUCUCGCUGAUGCAGCAUGAGCUCGACUUCCACAAGAAGGAACUUAAUGAUAAGGCCUUCGAGCUGGCCAAAGCCAAGCUAGAAGUGACAGAGCUUCGCAACAACUGCAGUCAGGCUCAAAAGAUUUGCACCGACAAAGAAGCGGAGGUGGCUACUAUGCAAGCGGAGAUUGUCGCUGUCACUAUGCAGCGAGAACAGCUCAAGCAACAGCUUGAAGCACUCAACCAUAAGAUUCGAGAAGAGUCCAACAUGUCUGAACUGAAAGAAAAAUUACGUGGAAAGGUAGAACGAUGCCGGGAACUAGAGGCCGAGCUGCAGGAUACUAAGGAUCUAGUCGAAAGGUUACGUAGUGCCGAAGCGCCGGUAACAGAUCGUGCUCUAGUGGUGAGCGGCAGUAGAUCACCCACGGCUGAGUUAGAACGGGCACUCAGAGACCAACUUAACUACUCUCAUGAACUGGACGAUGACAUUAUGGAGCAGAUAUUGUCGGCAAGCAGCGACGAACGCGAAGAUAUUCCCCGUCUCGCUCUAAACUCGUCAAAAUCAUCGUCGCCUGCCCACUCGUCUUCUUCGGAACGCGUCCGUCGUCUGCGGCACGACAACGAGCAGCUGCAGCUGCAGCUCAACCACCUGCAGCUGCGGCUCGCCGACAAGGACGCGCUCAUAGCUGAACUGAACAGGAUCAGAGACAAGCUGACCAACGAGUGGCAAACCAGUCAAUUGCGAUACGAAACGGAAAGAGACAACGCUGCCCGCCUGCAGCUACUACUCGCCGCGCAUAAGGACACCGCUGAUACCCUACAGAACCAAGACUCGAGCAUGAUUCAAAUGCUGAAGCAGCGCCUGGAAAGCGGCAUGGCCUCGGAGCUGGAGCUGCAGCAGCAGCUGCACCACGCGCGCAACCACCUCGCGCAGCUGCAGCGGGACCUGCACCACACCACGGGGGACGAGUCUUUGAAGACUCAGUUACAUCACGAGUUGGAGAACAGCGAGCGGUUACGCAGCGAGAUUUCCGUACUGAAAUGCAAAUUGGAAGUUGAAAGGACGCGCGCCCAAGAUGCCGACGCGGCGCUACAACACGCGCGCGCGAGACAUCAGCGCGCCCAACAAAAUGCCAAGCACAACGCCGACACGUGGCAACAACACCUCGCCGAUGCUAAUAGGUUAAAACACGAAGCGGGCGUAGAAUUACUGCGUGCCAAGGAAUUGUUGAACAUACAGAGUGAAACCAUUACCGAACUCGAGAAGAAACUCAACCUGGCUGCUAAACAGAGGUCGUACGGAGGAGAUACCCUGACGGAGAUGGAGCGACAGCGAAGCGAGAUGGCGCGAGAGAUCGCCACCCUCAGGAAGAGCCUGGCCGACGCGGCAUCGAACCCGCAACCCGACCGCGACCAGGCCGUGCGGUACCUGCACGGGCGCUGCCUGCGGCUGGAGAGCUGCCGCAAGGCGCUGGUGUGGCAGAAGCGGUACCUGCAGCGGGUGCUGGCCGGCUACCACGCGCUCGAGCGGCAGCUGGCCGCCACCCCGCGCCAGCCUGCCACCCCGCACCAGCCUGCCACUCCGAGAGCCGCACGAUUCAAAUGCGUAGCGUUGGCAGUGGUGGUGGUGCUCCGCAUGGGAUUCCUGGUGCGGCGCCGACAUCAGAUGAGGGCAAUCUCUGCACGCUGCAUCCUCAGGGAACAUAACUCGAGCGAUGUGGGCCCCAGCCCGGCGAUGAGUCGCGACGCGCGUCUCAGAGACCUGCGCGUGCCAAUGCCAAUGCCCAUGCCGGCCUCGCCACUCAUCAGUGAUUUUGUCCGGCGGUCGCCUUACAACAUCAGCUCCCCACGCGAAGAACCUUUUCUAUUGAGUUCCCCUCGAGGAGAAACGGCGUCGUUGUGCAAACUUCAGCUAGUAGGACGCGGGUUAGCCCGAGACCUGCCUUGAACAAACGACUGCAGUUCACGGAAUACCGUCUUUAAAUUAAAACUCGGUUUGAUAUCGAGAAGACUGACAUGUUACUCUUUUUAUAAACUUGGGUCGUGUUAUGCAGAAGUGUGUUAUCUGACUAAAUUUGUGUUAGAUUUGUUUGAUUUUAUAAAUUAAUUUUUCAUAGAACAGUAAUUAUUUUGAAAUUCAAAGGCCCUUUUGUAACCUUUUUAUUUUGCUAAAUUAAAAAUAGUUGUUUUGAUAUGGUAAUUGAAGACUGAAGUCCCACUAUAACAUUUUAAAAAACACUUUGCAUAACACAAUCCAUUUAUGACGUAAAGGUACACAACCGCGACUUUAGUAAAAUAAAUUUUGAUGUAUUUUUCUUUUUAGAUUAUUGUAAUGAUUUCUCUAAAUUGUUUUACUUAGUUUUUAUAAUUAUUAUUGGCUCAAUAUACAGUCCGGUUUUGUACCGCAUUACUUGGAAUGUUAUAUAUAUUAUUCAAUAGUUUGUGUUGAAAACUUUUUAUAAUAUUUACAUUGGUGAGUAUUUAUACGCGUAGUGAAUGAUGCAUUUUUAAAUAAUAUAUAAUUUAUGCAUUUCCCGAUGUAAAGCCACGUUAAGUAUUAGAUUAGUGCCAAAUUUUGCGUACAUUAGAUAAAUUUCUGUUACUUAAUUUAUUUAUUAGUUUACCAUAAGCUUUAAAUUUAAGUCGAAGGACCCCUAUUCCAUGUUUUCUAUUCUGAUUGUUACUGAUGAUUUUGUUUCCUUUUUUUAUAUAAAAGUAUAUAUAAUGAGAUAUGUUGAAAGUGCGUGUGAGCAAUAUGUCUUCAUGCGUUACUACAACGCUGAAGACUUGGAGAUGUAAAUUUUCGUCAUACAGACAUUACGUGUCGUCCUAACUUGCCUUAGAUAUAGCAAUAUCGACCUUACAAACCAUAAGAUACAGAUUAUUAUAAAGUAUUUUUGUCAGUGAUUUAUAUUUUAUACAAACGACAUCUAUGUCCUAUAGAGUUAAAAGUUGGUUUACACCUCAAUAGUCCAAUUAAUUAUAUAUUAAAAUUAAAAAUUAAAUAAAGUACAUGUUGAUAAUUUUAAUGAAAUUUUAGAAGACACGCUAUGCGCUUGCAGUGUGUGUUAGCUCACACGUUAAGAAGCGCUCACAACGUUAUGACACUUGAAAAGUAACUCUGCUAUCGUGAUCACAAAAUGGAAAAUUGUUUAAACAUCAAUACGUCAUCGGAUAAGGCGCGUUGAAAGAUUUAUGCGUAAUAUUUCAUGACCGGUAGAAGUUAUAUUUCAAGUGUCAUGACAGUCUCCGCUUUUCCGCAUCAAAUCUUUUAAAAUUCUUCUUAUACUUAGAAUACGAGUUCACUUUGUUAUUUGAGCACAUAUUAAAACACACAGGACAUUUCUCUGUAUUCAAGUAAGAUUUCAGUUGCUGACACGUAAUUCUACCUAUCGUCGCUGUCAUCUCAAAAUGUCGUAUGCAAAAUUGUAUAACUUUAAUUUUAGUUUUAAAAUAUUGUAAAAAAGGUCGUAUUGUUAAAAAUACCUGGGAUCUAUUAUGAAUCUCUAUAUAGGAGACACAAAAUGAAGCCUUUUGAAAAAUAAAAUAAAAGAUUUUGUGUUUCCUGAAAUAAGCCUAUUUAUACUCACGACUCAUUGAAAUGAUAGCGACGCUAUGCUUAUAUCUAGUUACUUACCUGUAGCACAAAUUCAUGCCAUCUCUUUUAGUAGUUAAGUUAGUUUUAUAAAUAUUUUUUUUUCUCGACACGCGAAAGUACAAGUUAGUUUAAGUUAGUUAAGCGAGCGCGACACGAAGUCUCGAUCGAACAUUCUCGAAUAUUAUUCCAAAUACGAACCCACCAGCGCAGUUGACGUAAUACUGGCAGGCUUUACCAAUUGAUUGUUUGCUUAAACACGAGAGAAAUAAUGUUCAUAAUCGAUUGGAAAAGUUUUAGAUAUUGUGCUAAUUUCAUGGACUGGCAAAUGUUCAUGGUUUUUUUUUAAUAUUGUUAAAUUCAGGUGUCUAUGGAGAACAUGGAUGCUAUUUUGUUAUCAAUUUAAAACAGAAAAUAUAUUAAAAUUAUUACGAUAUUCACCGUUAACCCACCGUAUUAACACCAAAGAAAUAAUCUGAAUAUAAUAUCGAGAAAAUAGGUAUUCUGAAGAUGACUCGACUGCGCUUUUGGUGAUUUUUUUCAAAUCAGUUGGUAUUAUUUAAUUUGUGACCACGAUAAAUUUAAUACUUUUAAAAUGGAAAGCUUUAAUCAUAACAAUAAUAUCAACUGGUAGAAACGACAGACAAUAUUGUAAGCCAAAGCAAACGAAGUAUUAUGAAAGCUGUGGUUUAAGCAAUUUAUUCCAUUUCGCACAAACAUUAUUUAAAGUGACACGACAUGGCACCCGCUUAGAUAUAAUUAAGACUUUCUACACUCAAUGUGACCAAAGAUUUAUGUAAUUAAUUUAGUAAUUGCUAGAUUUAUAUCGACUUCUAAAUUUAACUAGUUAAGUUAAUUAUUAAGUUAGUAAAACACAGAUUAGGGCAUAACCGAAAAAUUUAUUCGCUAUAAAAAAUUCACAUUGUUUUAAUAAAUUUUGACAUAACACGACACAAAUUUAUUGUUCUCUAGUCACAAACCGUCACAAUCGUGCCAUACGAAAACGCUCUCUAAGUUUUGUAAAGUGAAUAGAAUAAAAACACCUUGUAAAAUUGAUACGAAUAAAUUAUAAAUAUUUUGUAAGCAUUCGUUUCAUUUCGUCGCCUGCCGGCAGAUGUCGCAGCUUACUUACCACGUUAACUUUUGCGUUUUGAU